UCCCACUGGGUGGGGUCGGUAUAGCAAAUUUUUCUCUUCCAUUCUCUUCUAUCAGCCGUCAUCUCAACACUUACUCCUCUAUCUCUCAUAUUGUCACGACACACUCCAUCCAUGUGUUCUUCGAUCGACCUCUUCCCCUCUAUCUUGCACUAUCAUUUCCAUACAUCUCCUACUCACAUACAUCUUCUCUCUACGAAUCACAUGUCCAUAUCACGCUACCAUUGAGACAAUUGUCCGUACAAUAAUACAUACAACUGAGAUAAUUUGUAUUAAUUCGUGUGUAAAAGUAGAUGACAAGAUUCAUAUUGACGUGGACUUCCUACGAGAACACCAGUCCAAAUGUUCGCUCUGUCAUAAAAAUUCUAAAAAGCAACGCAUGCAUUAGUUUUGCAUUAUUUCUUUUAAGUUAAGACUAGAUGAGAGUAAUAUCGCACAUAGUUGAAUUUCCUCUGUGUACGGUGCGCAAAGAAUCACAGCGUCCAACCGAAUUCUUUGCUUAAUCUCGUAUCUAUUGUCUUAUUUCAUCUUAAUAGCUCCAAUAAAUUAGAAGUAAGAAGAAAACCAGCAAGGCUUUAGGUUUCAAACUGUCCAAACCUAUCUGUGUUCAAUUUAACUAGAAAAUCGAUGGAGAAUUGGAUUUGCUUUUGCGUUUUAGUAAAACAUGAAAACAAAAAAGAUAUUUCAUGUGCUUUUAUUUCAAUUCGAAGAGUUUGGUUCAGUCUGGGUUUUAACACAUUUUUCAGUAGAUUCUUCCACCACAUCCACAUCCGUAUCCGGUUCCGGCGUAGCCUCCAUAGCCGAGACCGUAUCCAGCGCCAUAGCCGAGACCACCAGCGUAGCCGAUGCCUCUCUCAACGGUGAUGCCGACGGCGCCGUCACCGCAACCGUAGUCGAUGCCACCAAGACCAUAAGUGGGGAACUCACCAGCAACACCAGCAGUACCAAGGAAAGGCAGGUUACCGCAGACACCGACGGUACCUUCGUAUCUGUUCUCGGAAGCUACACCCAGACCAGUAGGAGCAGCAGAGGAGGUGACGACGGGGAGACCUCCUCCGUUAGAAGCUUCGAGAGCGGCAGCAGCGCCGAUAUCGUAGCCGUAACCACCGUAGCCGCGACCUCCGCAGCCACAACCACCGAGUCCAGCGCCGAAACCUCCAAGAACGUAUACGGCCAGUACUUCGGUGGACUAGGCGGUUGCGGUUGUGGAGGUGGAUGGAAUGGUUGGAACGGACUCGGUGGUGGUUGGAACGGACUAGGUGUUGGCUGGAACGGCAUCGGCGGUGGAUACGGCGCCGGCUGCGGUUCAUACGGAGGUGAGGGUAUCGGUAACGUUGGAGUCGCCGGUGAGCUGCCCGUUGGUGGUGUCACCGCUGUCGGCGGCCGCGUGCCCAUCAUCGGUGGUGUCGAGUACGGAGGUCCCGCCUGCGCCGCUGGUGCCGUCUCCAUCUGCGGACACUGCGCUCCCACCUGCGGAUGUGGACGUGCUGGUUUCGGUGGAUACUACUGAAAAUGUAAAGAAAGACAAUUCGGCAAUCCUCCAUUAAUUAAACUCUGAUCGAUGCAAG
Molecule: messenger RNA, 1565 nt
Organism: Bombyx mori (domestic silkworm)
Lineage: Eukaryota; Metazoa; Arthropoda; Insecta; Lepidoptera; Bombycidae
Product: chorion class A protein L12-like
Exons: 2
Coding region: 662-1507 (281 amino acids)
Biological process (GO): chorion-containing eggshell formation; multicellular organism development
Cellular component (GO): egg chorion
Molecular function (GO): structural constituent of egg chorion
Source: RefSeq, a predicted model, not a curated record